CGAAAAAGUUGACAGUUUGCGCCCGUGAUGUGAGCGAAGAAAGGAGAUCUCAGGAAAAAGAUGAUUUUAUCGCGAAAUAGACAUUUUUUGAGCUCAAAAGGGAGAGAAUUUGGUACAAGGGUCAUAGCUGGAGUAUUCCAGAAUGAGAAACUUGGAAAUCAAUUAAGGGAAGCUGCGAGAGAAGCUUCAAAAGUUCGACUAACCUCAAAAAUUUUUGGGUCUUCCGGACGGGCUUUUUCCACUGCCCCAUCUGCGCUGUUGGUGGACAAUAAAAUUGAAUCUGGUAGCUUACCACAGUCUGCAGAUGUUGUGAUAUACGGUGCAAGUAUUAUCGGAGCGUCGGUGGCGUACAAUUUGGCAAAGGCAGGAAUGGGCUCACAGAUUGUCCUCCUGGAUCAGGACACUAUAUCGGAUGGACGUGUAUGGCAGGAGACUAGUGGACUAGUCGGUGCUUUCAAGCCCACUCUCACACAAGUCAAAUUAGUGCAGAAAUCCAUCGAACUGUUCCAGGAACUCACAAAUAACGGCUUGCCUACGGGAUGGAGCCAGUGUGGAUCCCUGAAUUUGGCCAGGAGUCGUGACCGAAUGACAGUCUUCCGCCGCAUGAAGUCACAGAGCACUGGAUGGGGCAUAGAAUGUAGCAUUUUGACACCGGAACAGUGCAAGAAUAUCUUUCCGCUUCUGGAAGUGUCCGAUAUUCUGGGCGGUUUGUGGAUUCCCAGUGAUGGCGUGGCAGAUUCCACACUCAUCUGCAAGAGCCUCCUGCGGGAAGCUCAAAAGAUGGGUGCAACAGUUGUGGAAAAAUGCUCAAUUAGGCAUAUUUCCCAAGCAGAAGGACGAGGUCAGGCUAUAGAAACGUCCCUAGGAACUGUCUUCGGGACGUAUUUUGUCAAUUGUGCCACUCUCCAUGCUCGGGAAGUGGGUCUCCUCUCAGAUCCCAUUGUUAAAGUUCCUCUCCAUGCCGCUGAACACUAUUACUUGCACACAAAGCAAGUGGAUGGAUUGUCAGCAGAUGCUCCAGUAAUUCGUGAUCUCGACGGACAGAUCUUCUUCCGAGAGAAUGAAGGAAGACUCCUAGCUGGAGGAUAUGAGCAGAAUGCAAAGCCAGCCUUUGAGGAUGGAAUUAUUCCACAAAAUGCUGCAGCAAUGCAACUUCCAGUAGAUUGGGAUCACUUUCACGUGCUCCUGGAGGAACUGAUAAAGCGCGUUCCAUGCCUGGAGGAGACCUUCCUGGAUAGACUCUCCAAUGUACCCGAAGUUUUUUCUCCGGACGGAAAGUGGAUUGUUGGCGAGAGUCCAGAGAUUCAAAAUUACCUCGUGGCCACGGGGAGUCAGAGUGUUUCAGCUGCUGGAUUGGGUUUUGCCAUUGCCGACAUCAUCACUCAGGGCUACUCGACAGUGGACAUUCAUGAGUUGGACAUUUCUCGGUUUCUGGGUCUCCACAACAAUCGCAAAUUCCUCAGAGAGCGUGUCAGGGAAGUACCGGGACUUCACUACGCCAUCCCGUAUCCUUUUCAGGAAUUGGAAACAGGUCGAACUUUGCGGAUGUCACCCAUAUUUCCAGCCUUCAAAGAGGCCGGUGCUGUAUUUGGUCAAACCAUGGGCUACGAGCGCCCUUCCUGGUUUGACCAGAAGCACAGCGUCGAUGACAAUGGUGUGCCAAAGUAUCGAAUCGCGGCCACGAAGACUUUUGCUAAGCCUCCGUGGUUCAAUUUUGCAGCGGAAGAGUACAAUGCUUGCCGCGAAAAGAUUGGUCUGUGUGACUAUAGUUCCUUCACCAAGGUCGAUAUGUGGUCAAAGGGACGCGAAAUUGUGGAUCUGCUGCAGCAUCUGUGCUCAAAUGAUGUUGAUGUACCCGUGGGGACAAUCAUUCAUACGGGAAUGCAGACCAAACAGGGUGGAUAUGAGAAUGACUGCAGUCUAGCACGAAUUGGACCCAGUCACUAUUUUAUGAUCGCCCCGACUAUUCAGCAGACUCGCUGCAAAGCCUGGAUCGAGCGACAUAUGCCUCCGGGUGGGCAGAUAAGUUUGUCUGAUGUGACAUCCAUGUACACAGCCAUCUGCAUCAUGGGCCCCUUCUCGCGUAUCAUGCUCUCAGAGCUCACGGAUACCGAUUUGGCGCCCAAGAACUUCCCCUUUUUCACGUACCGCGAACUGGAUGUUGGUCUGGCCAAUGGGAUUCGUGCCUUCAAUCUGACACAUACCGGAGAACUGGGAUUUGUUCUGUACAUUCCCAAUGAAUUUGCCCUGCACGUGUACACGAGACUUCUGGAAGCAGGAGAGAAAUACGGCAUAAGGCACUGUGGCUACUAUGCUAUGAGGGCACUUCGUGUGGAGAAGUUCUUUGCCUUCUGGGGACAGGAUUUGGACACAUUCACCACCCCAUUGGAAUGCGGAAGGAUGUGGCGUGUGAAAUUUGAUAAACCAUUUCAUUUUAUUGGACGGGAUGCUCUAAUGAAGCAGCGCGAUGAAGGUGUUCAUCGCCUGUAUGUGCAGCUUCUGCUCAAUGAUCACGAUUCCGAGGUGGACAUGUGGCCAAUGGGUGGUGAGCCAAUCUUCCGCAAUGGUGAUUUCUGUGGUCAGAUCACUACUGCCAGCUAUGGGUUUACGUUCAAGCGACAGGUAUGCCUGGGAUUUGUGCAGAAGCUCCAUCCGGAGACGGGGGAGAGGGAAAAAGUGAGCAAUGAAUAUGUUUUGAGUGGGGACUAUGAAAUUGAAAUUGCGGGCAUUCGAUUUGGAGCCAAAGUCAAUCUGCAUUCGCCAAAUCUUCCGACCAAAUAUCCCGAUCAGGAACGCGAGGCUUACAAAGCAACGAGGGAUAAGAGUGACGAAUCAUCGGUGAUGGCUCCAAAACUUUCAUGGUAAUAGAAGCUCAAAUUUUUUUUUAAAAAUCUUCUUUUACAACAUUUUGGCAAUUUUCAACGCACACAAAAUCAUUUGUUUCCAAUUGAGAGACGCUUCAUUUUUUCUUACAAAAAGUUAUUCUUUUCGAGUGAUA
Messenger RNA from Phlebotomus papatasi, 2998 nucleotides. Its product is annotated as pyruvate dehydrogenase phosphatase regulatory subunit, mitochondrial. The transcript is spliced from 4 exons. Lineage: Eukaryota; Metazoa; Arthropoda; Insecta; Diptera; Psychodidae. Bases 61 to 2865 code for a protein of 934 amino acids. Gene Ontology annotation, molecular function: protein binding; oxidoreductase activity. Gene Ontology annotation, cellular component: mitochondrion. The record is from RefSeq and is a predicted model, not a curated record.